Molecule: messenger RNA, 1059 nt
Organism: Helianthus annuus (common sunflower)
Lineage: Eukaryota; Viridiplantae; Streptophyta; Magnoliopsida; Asterales; Asteraceae
Product: protein FAR1-RELATED SEQUENCE 5-like
Exons: 5
Coding region: 1-1059 (352 amino acids)
Biological process (GO): regulation of DNA-templated transcription
Source: RefSeq, a predicted model, not a curated record
AUGGAUGGAAUGAAUGAUAAUCUUAUAGUAGGACCAAGUGUAAGUACAAGUGAAGGACCAAGUGAAUUUGAAGCAUCUAAUUAUAUCAUAACAAGUGAAUUUUACAACAGUUAUGCAAGUAGCACUCCUCAUGGAUCUUUAUUUUGGGUACCAAAUGGGCCAGAAGAAAAUAGACUGUCUAUUGGUCAAAAGUUCAAAACCUUAGAGAGUGCAAUUCAAGCAUAUACAGAAUAUGCAGAAAAAUAUGGUUUUGAUACCAGAUUGUCUACACAAAAGCAGGAUAAAGAUGGAAAUAUUAAAAUAAAAUAUAUACUUUGCAACAAAGCAUUCGCUCCUGAAAAUGUUAGUGUUGAUACGUUGGAUGAAAAAGAUAGUGGUAAACAGAAAAGAAACUCCAAUGUUCAAAAGACAGAUUGUAAAGCUAGAGUGAGAUUUAGAUUAAGCGAUGAAAAAGAUUGUUAUAUCCUUUAUAAUUUUGAAGAUAGACAUAAUCAUGAGUUAGUUUCUUCAGAAUACAAGCAUUUGUUAAGAAAAAGAAGGAAAUUGGAUGACAUGGAAGAAAAAUUCAUUCAUAGGGUUGCUUCAAAUAAUAUAGGAGCAACACGUGGUCAUAACGUAUUAAGCAGUAUUAGAGGUUCUAGAUAUCUUGUGCAUGGAACAAUAACAGAUUUUAAAAAUUGCAGAAGGAAUCUUAAUGUUUUUAUUGAAAACAAUGAAUUGUCUGCUUUCUUUUGGGCUGAUGAAACUGCAAAAUGCAAUUAUGAAGCGUUUGGUGAUAUUAUAUCUUUUGAUGCAACUUAUAGGACAAACAAGUAUUGUAUGGUUUUUGUACUGUUUACUGGUAUGGAUAAUCAUAGGAAAUGUGUUACGAUUGGAGCUGGGAUGAUUGCAAAAGAAAAUAUUGAAUCAUUUACAUUUCUGCUAGAAAUUUUUCUGAAAGCAUUCAAAAAACAACCAAACAUAAUUGUUACGGAUCAAGAUCCGGCAAUGAAGGUUGCUGUGUCAAAAGUAUUCACUGAAUCAAAACAUAGACUUUGCACAUGGUUUGUGGAGAUGUAG